UUGAAAACAAACCAAAUUGCUUCCGGUUUCGCCCUGUCAAUCUUCAGUUUGACACCGUAGCAAAACGUUAGCCAUGGAGGAGUAACAGAUGUUUUUCAGGUCGUAUUAGCCUCUGACAGAAUGAGAUAAGAUGGAUACUGUAACGACAGAUUCGUCUGCAGCUGAGGAAGAUGACAGUUCAGACUCAGAGGUUUUGUGUUUGAUGAGAGUUGGAAGAAAUUCAGACUGGCUUCGCUUGUUCGAAAACACUGAGAUGACUAUAGGACGUGGUGUGGAUGUAACCCACCAGUUGUUGUCUCCAAGUUGUCCUCUGAUGAUCUCCAGACUGCACUGUACAUUUAAGCAAAGGGAAGAUGGCAAGUGGACAGUGACCGACAAGAACAGUCUCAACGGUGUGUGGGUGAAUGGAAACCGCAUACCUGCUGAAGAAGCCCAUCAGCUGAGGCUCGGAGACUCCAUACAACUCGGUGUUCCUGUAAUUGGAACCGAAGUGGAGUUUGACUACAUGCUCGUCCAGCGGCCCCUCAAAGACAUUAAACUUUACCUGGCAAGGGGACACAGAGAGGGUGCUAAAGCAGCCCAUGUUGCCAAGAAGCCCAAAAGGAAGUUGACCGUGGAAGAAGUUGAGCCGUCUACCUCAAAGUCCAAGCUCUACCGCUGCUCCUCCGCAGACAAGUCAUUUGCAAAGCCCUGCCCUCUGUCACCAGUGAAACGGCAGCAGAGGCUCAGUCACACCCAGCCAGAGGAAACUGGACCCAGCAGACACGUCCAGGAAGUAGACCGGCCCUCAGAUGGCUCCAGCAGUCUGUGUGACCUGGACAACUUGCAGAUGUACAGCCAGAACAUCCUGAUGCUGAGGGAGCAGGUGGACGACACCCAGAGGCAGGUAGCCUCGCUGGGGGGAGAGCCCCGGCAGGCUGACCCGCUCAGAGAGGAGCAUGUCAGGGAGCUGCAGGGUCAGCUUGAGACGCUCAGAGCCAAGAUGCACCGGAUGGAGACGUUAGAGAAGUCUUUUAGUGAAACUAAGAGGCAGCUAGAGGCACAGAAAACACAGCAACAAGAGGAGCUUUUGAAGAAACAGCUGGAAGAAGCCUUGCAAGAGCAAAAGAAGGUAAUAGACGAACUUGCCCUUUCUCGGGAAGGCUUUGAAGAGAUUCUCUUGGCCAAAAACAAAGAACUAGAAGUGACAAAGGAGGAGAAAGAAAAGGCGAGGGCCCAAAAAGAGGAAGUAGUUACACAAGUGACUGAAGUUCUGGAGAACGAGCUUCAGUGCAUCAUCUGCUCCGAGCUCUUCAUUGAGGCAGUCAUCUUGAACUGCGCUCACAGCUUCUGCAGUCACUGCAUCAAGCAGUGGCGCAAAAAGAAAGACGAGUGUCCCAUCUGCCGACGGGCCAUCCAGUCCCAGACCCGCUGUCUGGCCCUGGACAACUGCAUCGACAGCAUGGUGGAAAACCUGAGCCUGGACAUGAAGUCGAGGCGGCAGACCCUCAUUACUGAAAGGAAAGGUGAGAGCGGACUCUGCUCAGGUGAUGGUGAUCCACGAUGACGACAGCAGCAGGAGCAGCGAUAGCGACGGCAGUAUGGUGUCCAUAGAUAGUAGCCUGAGCUCUGUGGUCUCUCUGGACACAGACAGUAGCAUCCACUUGGAUUCCAGUCCGCCCUUCAGUGGUUUCUCUGAUGAAAGUGUUGAUGAGUUUGAUGAUUAGCCCUUUUCUCCUGUGGGCUGUAACAUGAAUCUGGCUUUUUUUUUUUUUUUUUGGUGGUGUUCACAUUUCCCUGGAUUGUUCCCAGAUAGUACGCAAAGUUUGGUCUCAUCAUGAGUCCAUUAACCAGAUUCAGCUAAGGUUUGUGUUUUUUUUGUUUGUUUUUGUUUUUUUUUGUAAAAUGAUCAGUUGUCUUUUUGUCUUUAUUUUUAACAAAAGGAAUAAAGUUUCUUCAUAUGUAUUUUUUUACAGCCACAUGUUGACUUUGUCCAAGCAUUGAUUCAUCGUGUUUAUGGUUCUAAGGAACUAAUAAACCCGAUGAAAUCAGAAGUCCCAUCUGCUACAAAUAGAUUCAAUAGGACCUGACCUUUUGUCAGAGAGACAGAGAAGGGCAGACAGACAACAGACCUCUGCUGGGAGUGAAAGCAGCAUACCGGAUCUUUUGUUUUUAGCCGUAUUAGCGGCGUGACUUUAUGAAUAGCGGUCUGUGGUACUGUGGACUUUUGGUGUAGCGCCACCAGCAGGUCUACGUUUUCUCUUGUCCUGUGAACUGUUUCAAUAUCUAUUAGAUUAAAAAACGUAACUUUUUAAUUUGUCCAGUACUUUUUAGUUUCUGACCAAACACGAGCACAACUGACGUCAGCCUCAGCUGUUUGUUUUAAUGUGAAUUAGCAUUUUCUGUCAUGCUAACACACUGAACUAGCAUUUAGCUCAAAGCACCACUCUGCAGAAGUACAGCCUCACAGACAUGCUAGUAUGGCUGUAGACUUUUGUAUCAUACAUUACUGCAGAACAUUUUUCAUGGCUUUAAUGUGUUUUCGUAGCUUUCAGUCAGUGAUUGGUAUCAUUUCAUUUUGAAUAAAAAUGAACUUGUACACUUGAAA
This is a messenger RNA of Sander lucioperca (pikeperch), 2587 nucleotides long. It is a transcript of the gene rnf8, whose product is annotated as ring finger protein 8, E3 ubiquitin protein ligase. Gene Ontology annotation, biological process: protein K48-linked ubiquitination; ubiquitin-dependent protein catabolic process; double-strand break repair. Gene Ontology annotation, molecular function: histone binding; ubiquitin protein ligase activity. The transcript is spliced from 9 exons. The record is from RefSeq and is a predicted model, not a curated record. The coding region runs from base 131 to 1546 and encodes 471 amino acids. NCBI's taxonomy places the organism in Eukaryota, Metazoa, Chordata, Actinopteri, Perciformes, Percidae. Gene Ontology annotation, cellular component: cytosol; ubiquitin ligase complex; nucleus.